Saccharomycopsis crataegensis is the source of this 2718-nucleotide messenger RNA. Its product is annotated as Zap1 protein. NCBI's taxonomy places the organism in Eukaryota, Fungi, Ascomycota, Saccharomycetes, Ascoideales, Saccharomycopsidaceae. Gene Ontology annotation, molecular function: RNA polymerase II cis-regulatory region sequence-specific DNA binding; DNA-binding transcription factor activity, RNA polymerase II-specific. Gene Ontology annotation, cellular component: nucleus. The record is from RefSeq and is a predicted model, not a curated record. The transcript has a single exon. Gene Ontology annotation, biological process: regulation of transcription by RNA polymerase II. The coding region runs from base 1 to 2718 and encodes 905 amino acids.
AUGUUGGAAUACACCGAUCAUUACCUCAAUAACGAUCUACUUUCACCCACGUUGGGCCAAGGCAGCAGCCUUGGAAAUGGAAAUAAUAGGGGCAGCUUCGAAGAAUACCAUCAGCCCAAGCCCAACAGCGGCGACCCCAUACCCAAUAUCAUCACUGCUUCUAUCAACGAGACUACUGCUACUAAUAAUAAACCCCUCAAUGAAAUAGGUGGCCAUCUACAGCCAACGCCCACAAUUAAAGGCACGCCCAGUGACUGUUCAUCAUCAUCAACCAUCACCAAGAUACCCACCGUUGAUAGUCCUCUGUUUCGAAAAAACUAUCUAACUUCUAAGAUGCUUGACUCUCUCAAGAAUAAGAGUGCCCUCCGUGGAAAGAUGGUCUACGGCCAUGUGUAUAGUCAUAACGAUCAUAAUCAUAUACACGGUCACGUCCAUAAAGAAAAUUCUUCUAAUUGUCAGCUAGAACUGUGGAGACCCUUGGGCAAUGGUGCCCAGCUGAAACCUCAGGUGGAUAACAAUACUCUGCUGAUGUUCAAUAAUAAUAAUAAUAAUAAAUAUGGUACAACCUCGACUAAUGGUAACACGCUUGGACUUGACUAUUUGCAAGCGUUUGAGCCUCAGCUAGUUACCAUUUGUUGUGACAAGGAACACAAAAGAAAAGUUGUGAAACCCGAAGCAUCAACGACCGAUCCAAAUAACAAUAAUGGUGCUACUAAUCAGCAUCACCAUCAUCACCAUCAUCAUCAUAAUCAUGAUCACGGCACUCCGGAACAACACCAUUUGCAUCAAUGUUCUACGUCCGAGCUCGAUCUUAUAAACUCCUGUUUUGAUUUUGAUUUUUGCGAUGAAGUAUCGUGUAAUGACUUUGUAUGCGAUAACUAUAUUCAUAAUAUUAAUCAUGGUGCAAACGGCAGUAUAGUUAAUAAUAAUAACAACAACAACAACAACAACAACAACAGCAGCAACAACAACAACAAUAAUAAUAAUAACAAUUUCGGCACCACCAUGGAAAGACCUACAAAUCCCGCACAACCAUUCAACUGUCCGAUUUUUGUGAACCCCUCUAAUAAUAACUUAGACCAUCAUAAUUGUAAUAAUGGUUUCAACUAUGAUUCUGCCUUGGAGUCCAACGUCGAGUUUCCUUCGAAUUCUACUGCCGAAACGUCUCCUAAUAGUGAUUGUGGUGUUAAUAGUAAUUUCAUCAAUAAUAAUAAUAAUAACAAAGCGGUCCACAACAGUUUUAUCUUAAACCCAAUGACAAACGAACUCAGUUGCAUUCUGUGCAAAGAUGAUUAUCUGGGCUCUAAAAAUAUCAAGCCCAAUGCUAACAAUAACUGUAAUUGGUUCGGAAUGAAUAUCCAAGAGGAUUUGAAGAAUAUCAAAGUAUCCAUGCCUAGCCCCAAGUCUGUGAAUGGUAAGGAUAAAAAUCGUUCUUUUGAUUAUCAGCCUUACUCGUUCAACAAUAUGUUUUUCACCGAUAAUGAUAUUAAUAUCAACGCGGUCCCUCCACAAAAUUCAUACAUUGAUCGGUUCAAUGACAUUCAAGGAUUUUCCCGACCAACAAGUUUCCUCAGAAGUGGCCUUAAUGAUAAUAACCCCGACCAAUCGAAACGAAGAUUUUCGGAGAUUACCGAUGACCAAUCAAAGAAAUCAUUGCCAAUGUCAAAGAGAAUGAAACCGUUGGAGAAACAAACGUGCCAUUGGCAUGAUUGUACCUCAACCAUCGACCCUAAAAAUUUUCAACAACAUAUUUUCAAAGAUCAUUUACUUCCAUCAUUUAACCAUUUUGCCACUGAUAAAAAACCGUUUAUGAUGGAUGGCGAUACCUCGUCUUUUGAUAAGAUGCUCAAGAUAUUUCAGGAUAACAAUUCUGAGCAAAUCAUGGGCUAUGGAACUUCGGGGGGCGAUAUUUCUAGUGUGGUUAAUGAUUUGAAUUGUAAAUGGGAUGAUUGUGACUUUCAAAGUCUUGAUUUCGCCGGGUUGUUUGAUCACGUCAAUAAAGAACAUGGACAAACUUUUGAUAAUAAUCAACUUGAUUCCAUGCCAUUGAUGUCUGCUACAAAAUUAUCAAUAGAUAAUACUCCUCCUUCGCCACAAGCGCUCCUGCAAGUCCAACCAACCACUGAAACUCCCAAAAAGUUUACUUGUCUUUGGGAAUCGGCUGAUGGUACUCAUCAAUGUAAUGAAACCUUCAAAGAUACUUCGGAGCUUACUGAUCAUAUAAUUUCCCAGCACGUUGGUCUGGGUAAAUCGCAGUACGUUUGUCACUGGCACGGGUGUGAGCGGAACGGGAAAGUGUUCAACCAGCGUCAGAAAAUCAUUCGUCAUCUUCACGUUCACACAAAACACAAACCUUUCAAAUGUGACAUUUGCGGGCAUUCUUUUUCGGUGGAAGCGAUGUUACAACAACAUCAACGGGUUCACAGUGGGGAAAAACCAUUCCAUUGCAAAUUGUGUGGCAAGCGUUUUGCUAAUUCAUCAAGUUUAUCAAUCCAUACUCGGACGCAUACUGGGGAAAAACCCCUCGCGUGCAAGUUUCCUGGUUGUAAUAAGCGGUUUAGUGAAAGUAGUAAUUUGGCAAAACAUAUGCGAACCCAUGCUAAGAAGUACAAGUGUGAUAAAUGUACCAAGAGUUUCGAAAAGUUGCAACAGUUGGAAAACCACAUGUUGAAGCACGGAAAGGAUGAUGAGAGUAGUGAUAGGAAAAUGAGGAAAUGA